AGUGCAGCAGUUAAUCAAACCAAUUGCGACCGACCGUAAAACAUUCCAAAUGCUUCGCUGAAGUUGAAUCUUAUCGCAUCAGUCGAGUUCCACAUAGCAUUCCGUACGAAUCGCAACCGCUCGCGCAAAUCCGGAAUAUCCCAACAAUGUCGGCUGUGUGUUUGGUGAUUCUCUUUAUUGGCCUGCUGUUGGAUUCCACUUCCGCGGGCGUUCCCCUGCCGCGGUACGAGGCGCUCCUCAAGCAGCAGUCCGCUCCCGAGGACCCCUCACUGGGUCUCUACGACGACGGGGACAAGGUGGUCCGCCUGACCGUGGACAACUUCAAUGCCACAGUGGUGGACCAGAAUCGUGGAGCACUCGUCGAGUUCUACAACACGUACUGCGGCCACUGCCGCAGGUUUGCACCCACCUACAAGACGGUGGCGGAGCACCUGUUGCCCUGGUCCGAGGUGCUCAUCGUGGCCGCCAUCGAUUGUGCCGCCGAGGAGAACAACGCCGUCUGCCGGAACUACGAGGUGAUGGGCUAUCCCACGCUGCGUUACCUUGGUCCCGGAUUCCAGCCGAGUGCCCAGCACUAUGGACAGAACCUGAUGACGCAGGACGUGAACGAGAUCCGCGAACUGCUGGCCGGAAUGGUGGCCGCUGAGAACCUCACCAGCAGCCACAACAACUCCUACUGGCCAAACGUCCACUAUGUCACGGAAAACGAUUCCGCUAGCAGCUUGUUCGAAGGUCUCAGCAGCGUCACCCAGUACGUGGCCGUGGUCCACGAACCGGAAAACACCACUCUGGGCAUUGAGGUGGCUCUGUUCAUGACACAGUGGCCAGCGGUGGCGGUGCGCCGAGUCAUCGACCCCGCGGUGGCAGCCAAGUUCAAGAUCGAUCCCGCCAAUCUGCCAAUGAGUCUGGUGGAUCGCAAGGGAGAGAUUACGGCGUAUGCGCCGGAAUUUGCCAACGGUGAAUCGUACGCCAAAAAACUGGAGGAAGUGCUGGGCAAGAAGAACAUCACGCCCAGGCCGGUGAAGGUGCAUCAACAGGUAACCACACCGUCGCCCAAUGAAGCCGGGAAAAACGAACUGAUCAAGGAAGUGCACCGGAACAAGCAUUUCGUCUACCAGGCGGACCUCGAGCAGGCCAUUCGCACGGUGCUGCACAACGAGGUGCCCAAGAAGAGCGAGAUCAGCGGCGAGAAGCUGCUGGCCCUCCAGCGCUUCCUGGCUGUGCUGCAGCGCUACAAUCCGCUGGGAGCUAAUGGUCGUCAGUUGGUGUCCAAGCUGAAGGACUUCGUGGUGCAGUUCAACGAGGAGCUGUCUGGCAAGCACUUCGAGGACGAGGUGAAGCGCCUGGAACAGCAGCUGUCGCCUGUCUACUCCUCCACCCAUUUUGUGGGAUGCGCUGGCUCCAACCCUCGACUACGCGGCUUCAGCUGCUCCCUAUGGACGCUGUUCCACUUUAUGACCGUCCAGGCGGCCGGCAACGAGGACUCGCAGGAUCCACUGGAAGUCCUGCAGGCCAUGCACGGCUACAUCAAGAACUUCUUCGGCUGCAGCGAGUGCUCCGAGCACUUUCAGGCAAUGGCAUCGAGGCGAAAAAUCUGGAGUGUACCGAACAAGGAAGAGGCGGUCCUCUGGCUGUGGGCGGCCCACAAUGAGGUGAACCAGCGACUGUCCGGCGACGCCACCGAGGAUCCCGAGUUUCCAAAGAAGCAGUUCCCAACGCCUGAUAGCUGCAGCGAAUGCUAUCGAACGCCUGUCUCCAAAUCGGAGAGCCUGGAGAUCGAGUGGAACAAGGACGCUGUGCUGGGCUUCCUGAAAAACAUACACAAUCCGCAGUUCGUAAGCCGGUAUGGAGUGCAGCGGGAGGAACUGCUGCAUCCCACCGAGGAUAAGAUGCGGCAAAAGCGACAGAUCUCAAGUGUCUUCACCGACACCGACAUGCAAAUGGGCAUGCUACUGUACGCCUUUUGCAUUGUGAUGAUGAUUCUGGCCUUCAAGCUGUUCGCCUUCAAGGGCUACCGCAAGAAGCCCUACGGUCACGACCUUUUGGGCAAGGUUUAGGGCAAUCCCCGGAAGAGCUUCCACUCCCACUUAUUCUAAAGAAAAGACACCGAACACCGAGAAACGGAAUUUACUAUGACCACCUCUUGAAUGUUUUGUAUUCGUGGCCCCUAGAGUUAUGUUUAAGAACAAAGUGUGUGUGUGUAUAUAUGAACAGUCUUCUUCCAGUUGUAGUCCCUAAACAUAAUCGCUUUUUUACAACGACAAUGCACCUGAUUGCUUAAUUUUUUUAGGUAUGCAAAUGUGAUUUAUCCCUCCAGAAGUAUGUAACUCCCGAGUCCGUUUGAAUAAAAACGAUCAAUGCUA
Molecule: messenger RNA, 2363 nt
Organism: Drosophila elegans
Lineage: Eukaryota; Metazoa; Arthropoda; Insecta; Diptera; Drosophilidae
Gene: Qsox1
Product: sulfhydryl oxidase 1
Exons: 2
Coding region: 147-2057 (636 amino acids)
Biological process (GO): protein folding
Cellular component (GO): Golgi membrane
Molecular function (GO): protein disulfide isomerase activity; flavin-dependent sulfhydryl oxidase activity
Source: RefSeq, a predicted model, not a curated record